Molecule: messenger RNA, 1442 nt
Organism: Coniophora puteana RWD-64-598 SS2
Lineage: Eukaryota; Fungi; Basidiomycota; Agaricomycetes; Boletales; Coniophoraceae
Exons: 1
Coding region: 47-1189 (380 amino acids)
Source: RefSeq, a predicted model, not a curated record
GUCUCCCCACUCACAAAGUCCCCUGUCUCUGUCGGUUCGCUACAAAAUGCACGCGCCUAUAUAUCACCACUCCCAGCCGUUCUCCUCGCUCACCAACUUUGCCAUGGACUACCCAUCACACUCGCCGCCCUAUCCCGAUGCCAUACAAGUCCACCCACCAAUGGACCCAUGCUCGUCCAAGCAGCACCAGCAGCAUACCGGCUAUUGGCGGUACCCGGUAUAUGACACCCCUAAUGGCCCUCUGGCGCCCAGAGUCACGAUUGUCUCCCAACCACCACUGUCUGCAGACCUCGACACACCCUCGUCGACCUCUUCAUAUUCUCUCUUCACCCCCGCAUCACCACUCGGUCAUGACGUCUACCACGACAACGUCGAGAUGGAGGACCUCGAGUACGAUGACGACGAAGAGUACGACUCGGACUACGCAGACGACUUUGACGUAGAAUAUUCUCCUCACAGUCCCCCUCACGUCAUAAACACCGAGUCGUCACUUGCAGGCGCAUUGGGCAGCUACCCACGGCCAGCCAGCGCAGAGCGCGACCGCCACUUUUCGCAACCUGUCUCGGAUCGCAGAAUGUCCGCGUCCGCCCCAGGUCACGCGCACGCGUCAGACGCGUCCUACUACUCCGCGCCACCCCAAAAUUCUAGCAAAUCGCCAGCUUCCUAUUCACCCCAGCAUUAUCAUCAUCAGCAGCAUACCUACAACUCCCAUCCUAGUCCUAAUGCGCACUAUUCGCCUCCAUACUCGUCUGCGCACGCACACCAACCACCCGCGCCGCAUUACCCUUAUAAUCCACCCAUGUCCGCCUCCUCGUCCUCGCUCGCCGGCGCAGUCGCAGAGCCCCCGCCCAAGCGCCAGAUCCUCCAGCCGCAGCCCGUCCGCCCGAUCCCCCCUAUCCCGAUACACGCUAUCGCCGCGUCCGCGGAGCGACCGUUCUGCGACGCGCAGCAGCACCAACAGCGGCAGCAGCAGGAACCCCAGCCGGCGACGCGUCGGCCCUCGCAGGGCCUCUCGCCGUUGUCCUUGCUGUGCCAGCCGCUGUCGAACGCGGUUUUGAACCAGCUGAACGUGGAGGCUGAGCAGCAACAGCAGCAGCACGCGUCGUCGCACCAGCCAGCCGAUGACAGACACCCAUACGACGACGUGUGUGCCUGUGGGUGCGGUGACGCUAGCGCCGGAUGGCAUUAGCACCUAGUCGCUCGGCUCACCUCGUCUGGCCGCGGCUGGCCCAUCUAUUCAUCCGCAUCUGCACCAAUCGCACCGAGUCCAUGUCCAUACGUAUACGCUCCGCCACGCCUCCCUCAUGAUGAUCAUCCCCCAUUACAAUCCAUCCGUCCCUGAGAGGCCGACGGCCCUAUGCAGCGCCAUUACAGUACAGUAAUAGUUUUAGCCGGACAAUCACGCAAUCAUACAUUGUCUAGUUGUACACAUAGCAUCCUAA